CAACUUCACAGCCGCUCACCACCUCCUUCUUCCCUUCCUCCCUUUCUUCCGCGGACGUUGCGCCGCCGCAUCUCCCUCUUACUCUUCCAUGCCCACCGUUCACAGCCUGCUGUCCCCGCCAUCAUGAUCGAGAUCUACGCCGCCGCCUGGCUCCGCGACGUCCAGAUUGGCUCCGUCCGCGUUCUCAUCAGCAACGUCCAGAUCGACGUCCAGAUCGUCGCGCUCCAGAUCCGCCGCCCCUCCGAUCCGCCCAUCGACAACACCAUGCGCUCCAUGCCGCUCUACACCAUCUCUCUGCCUCCGGCGUCGGCUUCAACGACCUCCUCGACGCCAAGGACACCGCCGAGGGUGCAAAGAAUCUCGAGGAGAAGACCGCCAAUGCUAGUAGUACCAAUUCCUAUUGGUACGCUACCACUACUCACUGGUACGUACCAGUGGCUCCCCUACCGCUACUCACUGGUACCACUAUCAUCUGGUACCACUAUCAUAUGAUACCACUAUCAUCUGUUUUUUUGUGUUAUUCUCUACUGGUACCGCUACCAGUGCUAGUGGUACGAUGUAAUAUGGUAGUGGUAGCGUUGUACUGGUAGCGUACCACUAGUACUGGUACAUUUUUUAACGCACUGGUAGCGUACCACUAGUACUGGUACAUUUUUUAACGCACUGGUAUAUUAAUUACCAGUAGACUAAUGGAUUGGUACACUUUUUAACGCACUGAUACAUUUUUUUCAGAUUGCCGGAGGGAGUCUGCCGGAGAGAAUUCGCCGGAGAAAAAGUUUGUCCGUCGAUGCAGAGUGGCCGCUGGAGAAAGGAAGAGAGAGAGAGAGAUAGAUAGAGAUAUUAAUGUAUAGGAUUUAAAUUUAAAAAAAAUUGUAUUUAAUAUGGGUUUUUAAUUCCCAAGCUAAUUAAUACAAAAAAGGUAAUUAAUAUAUUCCUUUUUUCAUACCCAAAAUACCCUUGGUUGUGAAUCUGACAACCCCUUAGGGGUUGUCACCGUAUCUCGUCCCCACAAAGAAACAACAAUCCAAAUCACCAUCCAAUAACACAUAAAUAAAUGAUACAUAUAAUGUCACUAGUUUUUUACCCGCCCGUUGGGCGGUGUAUUUUGUUUGGUUGUUUUAUAAUUCGUUAUAGUACUCUAAUUGUUAUUAUUAUUAUUUAUGUUUGCUAAGGUAAUAUACAUGGAAUUGUAAAUCCCACUUACCUUAUUUCAGGUAUUAUUUCAUACUUUUAUACCUUUUGUUUAUUUAUGAACAUUUUAAUUUUAUUAACUGAGCUCUUUGUAGACAGUUCUUUAUUGAUUUAGAAUUUUUUUUAUCGAACUCGCCCUUUAAGAUUAUAAACAUAAGAGAUUAUUCAUUCUUUAGCACAGAAUUGUGAUAAAGAAGUUAAAAAACUUACGGCCACAAAAGAAGAAGUUAGAAUAAGAAAUUGUGCUUCAAUUAAUAAAAAAAAUAAGCGAAGAGCUUUUUAUUUUCUCUCCCUUCUCAUGUCAGUAUAUGAUAAUUACACAUACAAUUUUGGAAUAAUGAGGAAACUCAUUAGCAUCCACGUCCAUCAAUCUUCCACGUACUUGUUUAAUUACCUUGAAAUGUUCUAACAAAACCUACCACAAACAAAACUAUCAGCUGUCACUAACUUAUUAAAGCAAUAUUUUUAGCAAAUUAAACUGCAUAUAAUUAAACAUAAUUUAUAUUUUGUAGAGAGCUACAUAUCUCCUUGCAGAAAAGAAUUGUGCUUUAUUACAUAAUAACAACAUAGACAAAUAAUGAAAGGAGCAGUCUUCAAUACAACUCAGCUCAUUUUAUCAUUCAGAUUCCUCAUUUGUGAACUGAAUAUAUGCAUCAAUCCAAAUAGUAGUUUGUAAAAAAACAAUCAUGUCAAAAUCAAUCUUUAGUUAGGGAUUCAAUGCAGAAAAAUUCACCUUAAUGAAACAAACAAAUGUCACCGCAAACAUGUAGAAAUUAAAAAAUCAUCGAAAUAGACAACCAAGAAACCACCAUUAUCAUUUUCUUUCUUCUUCGCGACAUUUAUAAAACCCCAAUUAUGUUCCCUUCUACUUAUAACCCCUUUGCUACCUACUAAUUACUAACCAGAUCAUCAUUGUAUAGCUAGCUAGUAGUAGCAUGUCAAUCAUGAACAUAAAAUAUAAUAAACAAUCAUCACAACUCUACUUUCCAUUUCAACAUUCAAGAAAUCGGGUUGCAAUAGGCAUUCAAGAAAAAUGAUCAAUUAUUCAACUAAAGGAGGCAUGCCCUAAGUCUAACCAAUUAACUCUUCUAAUUAUAUUUUAUAUACAUGAAAGUAUAUGGCGACCCUUCUCAGUACAAAAACAAAGAAGAAAUAUAUUCACUCAUCGAGAGCGGGAAAAUUUACCAUCCAGCAGUCGUAAUUUGGAAGAAAUUAAGAAAAGAAUGGGAAAAAG
Linum trigynum is the source of this 2425-nucleotide messenger RNA. NCBI's taxonomy places the organism in Eukaryota, Viridiplantae, Streptophyta, Magnoliopsida, Malpighiales, Linaceae. The record is from the annotation of a GenBank genome assembly.